Ornithodoros turicata is the source of this 2661-nucleotide messenger RNA. RefSeq lists its product as uncharacterized. Gene Ontology annotation, molecular function: monocarboxylic acid transmembrane transporter activity. The coding region runs from base 238 to 2661 and encodes 807 amino acids. Gene Ontology annotation, biological process: transmembrane transport. The transcript has 7 exons. Lineage: Eukaryota; Metazoa; Arthropoda; Arachnida; Ixodida; Argasidae. Gene Ontology annotation, cellular component: membrane. The record is from RefSeq and is a predicted model, not a curated record.
GCUUUCUCCAGUGGCACUUUCCGUUGUGCAGUCCCAAGUUUGAAGCGGACCGCGCUUGCAGCCGACGGGGACCUUAGCUGGCUGGUGGCAGUGGCCUGUUUCUGGAACUUCUUGUUCGGCUCACUGUUGAGGCGCUCAAUUGGUCUGCUGUUCACGCCUGUAUCAGCCACUUUCGACACGUCGCGCAGACAACCUACAGCGUGGCUGGUCGCACUCGUCUACGCCGUCACGUAUGCCAUGGCUCCAGUUACCACCCGAACCAUCCGCGAGAGUCGGUUUCCUCUCAGGGAACUCUCCCUUAUUGGCACCACCUGCAUUGGCUUCGGUCAGAUCGCUGGAUUCUUCCUGAACGACCUGACUCUGUUUAUAUGCGUCGUCGGAAUUUUGUGUGGCGUAGGGACGGGGGUAACCUCUGUUGUCAACGAGGUUGUCAUCUGUCAGUACUUCAUUCGGCAUCGUCGCACUGCCAGUGGCCUCAACUACGCAGGGACGACGCUAGCUGCGUGUCUCUUUCCCGCUGUCGUCCUCCACCUGAUUGACGCUUAUGGCCUCCAAGGUGCUCUGCUCAUCUCAGGAGGCCUGACCCUCAAUGGACUUGCGGGAUCCCUGCUGUUCUUGGAACCCCCGUGGAGCGACACGAUGCAGUCAAGGACGAUGAUUCCCAUCGUAGCAGCUGAUGAGAUCGAGACCGUCCCUGACACUCCUGUGCCGGUUGUCAGAAAAGCGUCUACUGCCAACGACUACAUCGUGCAGCCUCAACAAGGACAGGAAGAUACUUACAUUCUACCGGCAACCGAGGAAAAUUUGGAAGCGCCAAGCCAGGUACACACAGAUAAGGCGUACCGAGAUCCUUCAGCCGCCCAUGGGAGACAGGACCAGAGUGCUAUGGUGGCUUGGCUUGUGGUGGUUUCGGCAGUCCUCACCAGCUACUUCGUUAUGGUGCAAUGUGUCCUGCUGGACUAUGCCGUAGAACUGGGCAUGGGCGAGCAGAGUGGGUUAGCAAUGAUCGCCCUAAUAGGUCUUGGUGACCUACUCGCCCGAAUGAGCACACAGGACAUCAUAGGAAUCAUCGGUCACUGCAAGUGUAUCGCUCUCAUCUGCUUUCUCAACGCCGGAACGUUGUUUAUUAUGUCUGUGUUGAGUAACGCGCCCUUAAUGAUGUUACUCAGCGGAACAUUCGGUGCUACAUCUGGUUCACUCGUCAUGAGCUUCGUUUCUACACUCAAUCGUUUCCUGGAACCCCAGCAAGUACAAGUCUACGCGGAACGAGCCCGUUUAGCAAUGGCAGCUGCCCUCCUCUUGGGACCUGUGAUGGUGGCGGUCUUCAAGGAUACCUUUGGUUCAUACUCGGGAUUUCUGCAAACUGCAGGAUUUCUCUCUGUCCUUGCCGGUCUCACAUGGCUUCCCGCCAUCAAGAACGACAUUCUACCAACGGUGUCGCGUGCGAGGACACUCUCUGUUGCAGUGCCUUCCAGCUCGAACCUUAUCUAUCCGGCAACCUUUCCAUUUCGACAAACCUCCUUCCCUGAAACCACAAAGCAGCCCUGGGAGCCAGCUAGCCCUUCCCCUGACUCCGCAAGUACUCCUGGCGGACCUGCCGGAGAUGGCGGUACAGGAUCUCCAUCACCCGCCGAGACACCAAGCACGGCGGUUGGAUCUCCAAGUACGGAAACAGAAUCGCCAAAGAAAGACGCAGACACGCCGAAGAAAGAAGCUAUACUGCAAAAACAGGACGGCGUUGAAUCGCAAGCCCCUGCCUCAGCAGCCGAUAAGUCAGGAAAGGACACUAAGAACGAAAAGGAGCCAGUAAAAGUAACGGGACACCCAAUAACAUCAGCAGUGAACAACAAGGAGCACGAGAAAGGUGAGCCGGAAAUAAAGAACAAAGAGCAAGAGGCAGGUCACGACGUUAAGGACUCGACGAAGGCGGACGAAGUCAAAGAGAAUACAACAAAACCCAAGGCUCCAGGGGACUUGGCUGAAAUGCCACCUGGUGUUGUCGGACCAUCAAAAGGCAAUCUAGGGAAACGAGCAAACGGAGUAGGUAUUGAUGAACCGCCUCAGAAAGAUAGAGACCCGAAGAAGUCAGCGGUGGUGAAAUCAACAGACGUGAACAGGAAAACUAUGAUAGUCACUGGAGCGGAAACGCGCACUUCUGAAAGGCUACCGGAAAAUUUAGGUGGGACGAUUGGUGCGGGGCCAUCAGAGAGAAUAAAACAGCUGGAAGCUGGAGAAGAAAAGAAAGUGGGAGAAAAAGAGCUUACAGAGAAGUCUCAGAAGGCGAAGAGCAUUAAAUUGCCUGUGGAGCCAGAAAAAACGAUGAAAGAGGAGAAAGGGGCAACUGAAGUAGCGAUCACAGUUGAACAGACCGUGGAAACCACUACUGCGAGCGGUGGAAAGCCUACCCCAAAAAAGAAAAAGAGGUCCUUGACCGGGUAUCGGAAGAACAAGGCGUUCGGAUUCUCGAAUCGUUUCUACACCAAGAAGCAGAGCAGAAAUGUUCUGCAGGCAUCUUCCCUGGCAACUGUGACUGUUCGAGGACACAGACAUGGUCCAGCCAGCGUUUUUAAACAGGAAAAAUCGGACCCAACUCAACCGUUAUACACAACGCCGCCAUCAGAGACGGACACCGGCGACUCAGUGGACGCCGAUUCCAGCUAG